Capronia epimyces CBS 606.96 is the source of this 1932-nucleotide messenger RNA. RefSeq lists its product as uncharacterized. The transcript has a single exon. The coding region runs from base 1 to 1932 and encodes 643 amino acids. NCBI's taxonomy places the organism in Eukaryota, Fungi, Ascomycota, Eurotiomycetes, Chaetothyriales, Herpotrichiellaceae. The record is from RefSeq and is a predicted model, not a curated record.
AUGGACCUUUGGCGGAUCAAACCAUCUCAGUGGUGCCUAGGAGGUGAGCAUUGGUACUACCAGCAGUAUGUACUGUCCUCCCUACUCUUCUGGCUGUUGCUUCGUCUCUGCCUGAACGGCAAAGGUGUCAAAUUCGUUGCUUAUCUUCUACGGAGAGCCCCCAAGAGACCUGAGACCUGCAAGUCGACGCCAACAUCGACGCCGGGCAUGAUGCUACACAGCUAUGUCCUUCUACUGUCCACCUCAUUCAUCUCCCUGGCGGCGGGUGCUUGUCACUACCAAUCCCCAGCCUUUCCUCCUCCGGCCUACACCAAGCCAUGCCCGGAGCUGUUGGAGGCUUUUGGCCGCAUCGAGGCGUCCGUCUCGGCUCUGGUAACGGACCCCAGUUUCAAUACCUCGUCUUAUUCGAUCGAAGUCACUUCUGCAAAGUCGACCUUGUGGGCCACCUUCCACACCGCGGCGGACAAGGAUCCGGUACGACCGGGGGCAGAAGAAGUCAACGGAAACAGCACCUACCGUAUUGCCAGCAUUACCAAGGCGUUUACCGUCCUGGGCAUUCUCCAACAACAGGCUGCAGGGAAUCUGAGCCUCGACGACACGGUUGAUAAGUACAUACCACACCUGGGAGAUCGUCAGAACGGAACCAUCCCUUGGAAGGACAUCACCCUGCGAUCUCUAGCAAGCCAAUUAAGUGGACUUCCAAGAGACUGGGCUCAAGGUGACUUGGUGACAGAGCUAUCCGAUCCAUCAGCAAUCGGCCUUCCCCCUGCAACCCUGUCGGGUCUGCCACACUGCGAUUCCUUUGGCAGCUACAGACCAUGUACGGAACAGGAGCUUCUACAGACCAUCCAAAGCAAACCUCCUCUUUUCGCCCCCAAUCAAAAGUCGACCUACUCCAAUAUUGCUUUCGAGCUUCUGGGGCUCGUUCUAACCCAUGUCACUGGCGUGGCCUAUGAGGACUAUGUCCAAACCGCCAUCCUAGGGCCUCUGGCGAUGACUGGCACUUCGUUCACGAAGCCUUCAGAUUCCGUCGCGGUUCUACCUAAGAAUGUCAGCUGGUAUUGGGAUGUUGAUGAAGGAGCUCAGAACCCUACCGGGGGGCUGUAUGCCUCAUCCUCGGACAUGUCCAAGUUUCUCCGCUAUGUUCUCUCCCAUUUCAACGGCAUCACUCACACCCUCAAUUGGUUGCAGCCUGCGUCAUUCACCGCCGGCCUCAACUCAUUCUAUGGCGUGCCCUGGGAGAUAUUCCGUACCAACAGGAUCCUAGACCACCCUGAUCGCGUCGUCACCAUCGCCACCAAAGGGGGCGGUCUCCCCGGCUAUGUUACGAAUAUCUUGCUAGUACCAGAGUACGAGCUGGGAAUUACCAUCCUGACCGCAGGUAAUGAAACACUGUUGGCGCACCUGAUUGAGUUAGUAACGGUACCUCUGAUCCAGGCGGUCGAUCAGGUUGCACAACGUCAAAUCAACCGUACAUACACGGGUACGUACAGAGCGUCUGGCCUUAAUUCAUCUGUGACUCUGUCGUAUUCUGGGAAUCAUGGCCUCGAGAUAAGCGAUUGGAUCUCCAACGGGACGGAGAUGCUCACUGCAUUACCAAAGUACUUUCAUAUCCAAGGGGGUGAAUAUCAUGCGCAGCUUAUGCCGACUCUACUCUUCCGCGACCAGGACAAUCAGGCUGGCGAGCUCUGGAGAAUACUCAUUCUUCCGGGCCGCAGCCCUCCGCACAAAGCAAAAGUCUGGGAUGAUUUCUGUAUCAGUGACGUUGACACUCUGAUGUAUGCCGGCCAGCCGUUGAACGAGCUUGUGUUUUGGGACCCGGGCCAGGACGGAAGAUUUGACGCCGUCGAACUGACUGCCUUCAGAAUUUCGAUGACUCGAGACAGAAGGGAAGAGAUAAAAGACAAAAAGCUGUCAGUGCAAGAGUUGUAG